AUGGAAUCACCAGGAACUUCACAAGAUAGUUCAGCAUCUCAGAGUUCUUUAAAAACAAAUGAAAGUGGUCAUGCAAUUAAAAUAAGUGGUAAUAAAAGCAAUUCCAUCCUGGUCAGCCCUCGCCAGAGAGGAAAUCCUUUGCUGAAAUCAAUAACAAUUGUUCCUUGGGAAUAUGAAGAAGACAUUAUACCUGACUAUGUUAUGGGAAGAACUACUUGUGCAUUAUUUCUUUCUCUGAAAUAUCACAGUUUAAAGCCAGAUUACAUAAAUGAUAGACUGAAACUUCUAGGGAAACUGUAUGAUCUCAGAGUUUUAUUAGUUCAUGUAGAUAUGAAGGAUCCUCACCAUUCUUUGAGGCAUUUAACACGUGUCUGUCUUUUGACAGAUAUGACAUUAAUGUUGGCAUGGAGUUAUGAAGAAGCUGCAAAAAUAAUUGAAACUUAUAAAGUAUUUGAACAUAAACCUCCAGAUUUAAUAAUGGAAAAAGUUGAAUCUGAUCCUCAUAUAAAGAUUGUGUCAGCAUUAACUUCUGUCCGCUCAGUUAACAAAACAGAUGCUGCCACAUUACUGAAUAAUUUUGGAUCUUUAGAGAAAAUCAUCAAUGCUACAAAUCAUGAGCUCUGCCUUUGUCCAGGUCUAGGCCAACAGAAAGCAACAAGAUUAUAUAAUGCACUCCAUACGCCAUUUUUGAAAGGAGAAAAACGGAAAAAGUUAGGAAUUGCAAAGUAUUUUGAUUAA
Messenger RNA from Nezara viridula (southern green stink bug), 738 nucleotides. NCBI's taxonomy places the organism in Eukaryota, Metazoa, Arthropoda, Insecta, Hemiptera, Pentatomidae. The record is from the annotation of a GenBank genome assembly.